Molecule: messenger RNA, 785 nt
Organism: Limulus polyphemus (Atlantic horseshoe crab)
Lineage: Eukaryota; Metazoa; Arthropoda; Merostomata; Xiphosura; Limulidae
Product: oxidative stress-induced growth inhibitor 2-like
Exons: 3
Coding region: 1-297 (98 amino acids)
Source: RefSeq, a predicted model, not a curated record
AUGUAUGGGGAUCUCCAACAUUUAAGUGAAGGGUUAGAAGGAAGAUCUAAGAAUCCUGUCUCUGUUCUUUUUGAUGCUCUUCUUCGGCCUGAAGCUGACUUUGGAUUAGAUUUUCCAUCAGUAGUCAGAUGGGAGCAUCACCCAGAGCAGAAAAUUGGACACGUGGUUUUAGGAAAAGGACCUGCAGGUGGAUCUUGGCAAAAGAUGGAAACAAGCACACUCACAAUAAGUCAAGGAUCAUGGAUGGAACUUCCUGGUCUAACCAUUAAAGAAUGGGAAUUAUUAAGAAACAGGUAAGUUAAAUUUCACCCUGACUUCUGAACUUAACUCUUGUCUAAUAUAUGAACAUUCGUCUUAAUUUAAAAAACUGUUAAGUUACAGUUUUUCAAAUCCAAAUAAAACGUUUGCUGUUUUGACUUCAUUUGGUUUGAUUGUUCAAUGUUUUUGAGCACAAAUAGUUCUCUGUGCUCUGCCCACCACGGACGCAGAAACCCAGAUUUUGGAGCUGAGCCACUGGGGUGGGGACUUCACUUCAUUUGAUAAACCCAAACUCAAUAUGAACAGUAAAUUAAUAUAAGUAGAGUAAGCUAACCUAGGUGUCGCUUUCCUUCCAUCGUUUUUUCUUCUGUUCUCAGUACUCUAUACAAUAUCCCAGAUGCUUUGAAUCUGUUGCCAAUCUAUUACAUCGGAUUGUUACGAUUUCUUUCUGUUUCUAUACCUGUAUUCCAUACUAGCUUGUCACUGUUAACAAAUGCAAAUACAUAUAAUAACUAUUACAGCUUGCU